This is a messenger RNA of Miscanthus lutarioriparius, 714 nucleotides long. NCBI's taxonomy places the organism in Eukaryota, Viridiplantae, Streptophyta, Magnoliopsida, Poales, Poaceae. The record is from the annotation of a GenBank genome assembly.
AUGGUUGUCCAGGAGUUCACAGUUGAUCUCAACAAGCCCCUUGUUUUCCAGGUUGGCCAUCUUGAGGAACGUUACCAGGAAUGGGUUCACCAGCCUAUCGUGAGCAAGGAGGGUCCACGCUUUUUCGGAAAUGAUGUCUUGGAGUUCUUGACUCGCACAAAGUGGUGGGCUGUGCCAACUAUAUGGCUGCCUGUUGUUUGCUUCAUGUUCGUGAAAUCUAUUUUGAUGGGUAAUACCAUUCAGGACGUAGUUCUGAUGGCUCUAAUUGGAAUAUUUAUUUGGACGCUGAUUGAAUAUACUUUGCACCGCUUCUUAUUCCACAUUGAGACCAAAACCUACUGGUGGAACACCGCACAUUACCUUCUUCACGGAUGCCACCAUAAGCACCCUAUGGACUCGCUCAGGCUUGUUUUUCCUCCUACUGCAACAGCAAUUUUGUGUUUCCCGUUCUGGAACCUGGUCGCAUUCUUUGCAACUCCAUCUACCACACCUGCAUUAUUUGGAGGUGGUCUGUUGGGAUAUGUGAUGUAUGAUUGCACUCACUACUACCUGCACCAUGGACAACCAUCCACAGACCCAGCAAAACAUCUCAAGAGGUAUCACCUCAGCCAUCACUUCAGAAUCCAAGACAUGGGCUUUGGCAUUACCUCAUCGCUUUGGGACGCUGUCUUUGGGACAUUGCCUCCAUCCAUGACACCUGGGAAGAAGAACUGA